Echinostoma caproni is the source of this 1089-nucleotide messenger RNA. NCBI's taxonomy places the organism in Eukaryota, Metazoa, Platyhelminthes, Trematoda, Plagiorchiida, Echinostomatidae. The record is from the annotation of a GenBank genome assembly.
ACUCCCCACUAUUUUUGGCGAUCUCAAUCUGUUUGCAAUUCGUCCAAUUUGUCUGUACAAAACGUGGACAUUUAUCGUGAAGCAACCGAGUCUACGAAGCAGCUGACACAAUUCAGAGCUCCGACCACCUGCAACUCUAGCACUCCUAUGUCCCAAACGAAUACCACCUCAACCGACUCCUUGAAUUGUACUCCUCAUUCCAACUACCUCCCGGGUUCCACAACAACCAUCUGUUCGAUGGCUCCAUUCACCACGAAUGCAAACGAACUGAUGGAUAGUAGCAAUACCACCACAGCUGCUGUUGCAGCCGCUUCAGUUGGCACGAUCAACUCAUCCCCAUUCGUUUCUAUGGCUUCCGCUUCAGCUGCUGCUGCUGCUGCUGCUUCAUCCGUGCCGGGGACGGACAGUACGAGCGCCGCACACUCCGGCCUCAUGGACGCCUCUGUGGUGAUGGUUGGUAGUAAUCGAGCUUUGGGUUCGUGUACAGAUGUAACGGUUUCCUCGCUCUCUUCGGUCCCAACUUUGUCGCACCAGCUAAAUCCCACUGAUCCGGCGGGCAUCGGGUUGCUGAACGGUACCACCGGUUCCCUUGCAUCUGUCUCGAAUCCGAUCUCAUCAUUCAGCUCGUCUGUCCUGGACAGUACCGGUUCUUUACACUUGAACCCUGGCACCCAAACCAACGAUACCCCGUUGGUCAAUCCACUCCUCUUGCCGGCCACAUCUGCCGGGGCUGUGACCACUUCAACUCUGCUUAAUCACAUUCCCUCCGCACUCAUGGUUGCCACGGAUGCCAAGUCGGGCGUCGGUUCAGUGACGGAAUCCUCCAUGGGAAUGGACACCGCCUCGAGUGCUGUGACACCGGCCUCGAGCACUGGGACCGCGGCCACGACAUCUUUGACUGCAAACCUGGUCAAUGUGGGCCCGAAGCGAUUGCAUGUCUCGAACAUUCCUUUCCGGUUUCGAGAAGCCGAUUUGCGGCAACUCUUAGGGCCCUUUGGAACUAUUUUGGAUGUGGAAAUCAUUUUCAACGAGCGCGGAUCCAAGACCAUGGCGGACGAAGUCCCGCCUCGAUUCGCACAUCUGUUCUGA